Messenger RNA from Malus domestica (apple), 1695 nucleotides. The record is from RefSeq and is a predicted model, not a curated record. NCBI's taxonomy places the organism in Eukaryota, Viridiplantae, Streptophyta, Magnoliopsida, Rosales, Rosaceae.
GUUCUUGUUUCUAAGAAUUCAAUUGGUAUUACUAUUAGUAUUAUUACAUGAUUUCUUUCUCUUGUUUUUGCACUUUGUGUUAUCAGUUGACUAUGACAAUUCAUCAUUCCCCCACACUUUGGUUUGAUGCACUUGAAGAAUUGACCUUGUUUGUCUCUCUCUCAUUAUAAGAAGAUUGUAAGAUGUUCUUCUUGCAGCUGCAGGCCUUUCCAGUUCAUAGAAUUCGAUUCAAUUGGACUAUUACACAAUUUCCCAACUACUCAAUUGCCCUCUUUUCUUCGUAUUCUUAAUUCCAAAUUUAUCGUGUUCCUUAUCUUGACUUGAAUAGACACGAUCCUGUCUGUAUUCACUCCCAUAAACCUUUCUGAUAAUCUUUCUUUUGGAAUAAACUUCAAGACUUGAUUUUUGGUAAAACAAAAACAAUGACGUCCCUAGUUCACUCUGCAGAUCACGUCUCGAGAGUCCUGUUCCCACUCACUGUCAAGGAAAGCGUCAGUCCAAUUGACGUAAACUACUGCAUGGCGUCUGUGGCUGAUGUGGCAUAAAUGGAAGGAGAAGUUGCGCAGAUUCUCCAAGUAUAUCAAGUCUUUGCUGGGGAUUGACAACACAAUCCCAAUGGUGAACCCAAAACUUCCCUGGCGUCCAGCCAUAUCCUAUAGGCCUAUACAACCAUCUGACCUUGAGAUCUUAGAGAAAAUCCAUGCUGAUUUGUUUCCCAUUAGGUAUGAGGCUGAGUUUUUCCAAAAUGUCGUCAAUGGACAUGAUAUUGUGUCAUGGGCAGCUGUUGAUCGAAGUCGUCCAAAUGGUCAAAGUGAUGAACUUAUUGGAUUUGUAACUGCACGAGUUGUUCCUGCAAGAGAAAGUGAGAUUGGGGAUUUGCUCAGUUUUGACUCGUCAAAUUCAGAUCAGACGUUGGUCUACAUUUUGACACUGGGAGUGGUAGAAUCUUUCAGAAAUCUUGGCAUAGCAUCAGCACUUAUUCGUGAGGUCAUAAAAUAUGCCUCAAGUAUUCCAACCUGCCGAGCAAUUUACUUGCACGUCAUUUCUUACAAUAAUUCUGCAAUCCAUUUGUACCAAAAAAUGUCAUUCAUGUGUGUAAGAAGGUUGGAAGGCUUUUACUUGAUCAAUGGUCAGCAUUAUGAUUCAUAUCUGUUUGUGUACUAUGUAAAUGGUGGCCGAUCUCCUUGCUCCCCAUUGGAGCUGGUUACAGGAACGCUGAAUUGUAUGAGGAAUGGUCUUAAGUCUCUGCUUGCAAUGCUACGGAAGAACGAAGACAGGAAGGUGUCAAAGUGGGCGAAAUGUAAAGAAACCCAUAGCCAUAUAUCAACUGCACAAAACAGGAGAAACCUGACUGCAGCAGAGUGUACAGGGUAUGAGUAUGUUUGAUUUGUUUGUUCAAAUUAGAGGUUGGAUCAACGGACGGAGAUGAGCAAUGAUGAGUGAGCAGGAGGGGAAGUUAUGUUGAUGCAAAGUUAUAAACGUUGCUUUCUCCCCAUGCAUUCGGGUUUAACCUUACCAAUAUACAUUUACAUUUACCGCGGAAUAACAUGUCAAUGUAAUAAGCGUUGUAGUGUUGUACUUGGAUUGGAUGAAGUUAAGGGCUGGUUUGGUAUUGUUGUGCUUUGAAAAAAAGUUGGUUCCGCUGUGCAGUGAGAAUAAGCGGCUGUGAAAUAAAGCUGUUGAGUGUUUGGUAAA